This is a messenger RNA of Paralichthys olivaceus (Japanese flounder), 5442 nucleotides long. It is a transcript of the gene mafk, whose product is annotated as v-maf avian musculoaponeurotic fibrosarcoma oncogene homolog K. Gene Ontology annotation, molecular function: RNA polymerase II cis-regulatory region sequence-specific DNA binding; DNA-binding transcription factor activity, RNA polymerase II-specific. Lineage: Eukaryota; Metazoa; Chordata; Actinopteri; Pleuronectiformes; Paralichthyidae. Gene Ontology annotation, cellular component: nucleus. Gene Ontology annotation, biological process: regulation of transcription by RNA polymerase II. The record is from RefSeq and is a predicted model, not a curated record.
GCGGAAGCAGAGCGUGGAAUGUUGGUACAUUGUUGUUGUUUUGUAGUUUUAAUUUCGUACGAGGAUCUGCCGCCGGUCAGUCCACCGCCGCUGGACGCGUUUUUACGCACGGACCGUGUCCAGUUUCUGCGUCGCCUCUGACGGAAAAGCCGCCACUUUUCCUUUUUGGGGGGUUUUACGCAUUCCGGUCCACAGAUAUAUCCGCGUCCACAGAGUGAGUCUUCUGUGAGAUCCGGGCCAGUUGUCUGCAUGCAGGGAAUGACGACUCAUUUCAAGACGAGCAAAGCUUUAAAGGUCAAGAAGGAGGCGGGUGAGAAUGCCCCAGCACUCAGCGAUGAUGAGCUGGUGGCCAUGUCCGUGCGGGAGCUCAACCAGCACCUGCGUGGGCUGACCAAGGAGGACGUCGUGCGGUUGAAGCAGCGGCGGCGGACCCUGAAGAACCGGGGCUACGCUGCCAGCUGUCGCAUCAAACGUGUCACCCAGAAGGAGGAGCUGGAACGGCAGAAGAUAGAGCUGCAGCAUGAGGUGGACAAGCUGGCCCGAGAGAACGCCAGCAUGAGGCUGGAGCUGGACGCCCUGCGAGCCAAAUACGAGGCCCUGCAGUGUUUUGCCCGAACUGUGACCCGAGGGCCCCUCUCGCCGGGCAAGGUGGCCACCACCAGCGUCAUCACCAUCGUCAAGUCAGCCAACAAACACAACAACUCCAGCCCGACCCCGUUCUCGACUCCGUCCUAAUGUCGACAGGACUGGGCUCUCCUCGUCCUGCCUGGUCCUUCCCGGUUCUGACCCUGCCUGAACCCACUCAUCCUGUACUGAGAGGACGCUCAGUAGUUAGACUGAGGGAUGGGCUGGGGUGGCAACCUCCAUGUGAUGUCAUUCUGAAUUCACCGUCUUCGUUUUCCUCCUUCCGUCUGAUUUACACAAUCUAUGUUGUCUGUGCACUGUGCAAACCCCCACUCCCAGACCCCCCCCCCCCCAGCACCGGCAGGGUAAUGGGCCUCUGUGAUGACCCCUCGUCCCUGACUGAUGGCAGAGAUUUGUUUGACAUGCCUUAAUGUGGCAGCACUGGCCUAGGACACCUCAGAAACCUAUUGCCAUUAAGCAUAGAACACAAGAGAUUCGAGUUGCGUGCAUAUGUGACGGCAAAGCCUUUUCCAAAUGAUAUUUUCGCAAAAGUGCCUCAGCCGCCGAAGCUGUUACCUUAAAAAGGAUCCAUGAUUGAUCUCACAUGUAGUUUAACAUCUCUCCAUAGCCACAUUACCAGUGAUCUCCAGCCUCCAAGAGCCACAGAACCAUACGCUUCCCCAGAUAUGUUCUGGGGGGUGGACAGUUUGGUUGGAGGGAAAGGCUCUCGAUGGGUUGUUGGGAGAAUUUGCACUAAGCAACUGAUGACUGACCAAUGUUUGGCCAAUGGGCUCCUUUCAACAUGUGUUUUUUUAACAUGAUGAGUCAUGCUAAAUAUUUUUAAUGAUUUAGAAGCUAAGUCAGCACCUUCCAGGAAAAGUCAUGCUGCAAACGCAUUUUGGGGUUCAAAAAUGACAUUUUGAAUUUGCUGGAAAACUUCAAAACUCCAACAUUAGACCAAAAUUUGAAUGCAAAUAUACCGACUCCCCUUUUUGUCAACUGACUGGCUACUGACCAAAAGUUGACAAACCCAAACAUUUCUCUCUCAUCUGCAGGGUGUCUGUGUCAGGCAUCUCAAAGCAACAAAUCAGAUUCAUUUUAAUUUGCUGUCAUUAUAGCUCAUCGGCCAAACGCUCGACUCGUGCCAGUGUUUUGGUUCAGAAAUUGUUGAAUCUGUCAGUGGGGCUGAAAAGUGUUUUCUCACAGUGAGCUGUGUUGUUGAAAUCUUUGGAGCCUGUGUCAGAUUCAAUUUGUAUCUUUACAGUCCCCCGAUCGACUCAAGAAAUUUCUACUUUUGAUUAUUUGAAACGCAUCGAGUUGAACAGAUUUUAAACUCUAUUUAGCUGAACACGUCGACUCGAAAAAUUGAAAAGUGAUUACGGAUCAUUUUGGGCCAGAUUUCUUUGGAUGUGGUGGGUUUUCACACUCGCCCAGUUUCAAUCAUUAUAUAGCACUUAUAGGGAAACUGUUAAGAUGCAGUAUAAACAAUUCGCAUAGAAACUGAUCCCAGAGAAUUUGAGACCAUGACAGAUAGAAGCUCUUCUUGCAUUUCUUAAGUUACUGAGGCUUUAAGUGCACAAUGAUUAAAUGUGGUUUGACCACUUAUUGCAAGGUCAAGCCUUAUGUAGCUAAGGAUGGUUUACUCUGUAUGCAACAGCACUUACUGGGGGAGGUUCUGCCUCUUUCCUUUAUAUGCCACUCUUUGGUAGGUAAUCCAUAUUGGAUAUAAUGUAAUGAGAGCGGUUCUGAUGAGUGAAAUGCAAUCAGGGUCACUUCCUGUAUAUUACAGAUUUACAGACAACACAAAACUCCCACUGCCUCCGUCAUUACGUCGCGCUAAGAACUCCGUCCAAAUACAAAUCAUUCCUACCGCUGGGUCACGAGAAGUGCUGCUGCCGGUGUUGGUCACUCUGAAACAGUAGCUAUUUACUUUGCUUUUGACACACUCUUCUGCAAGAGAACUCCUGACGCCCAUCUCUAGAAACAGUGGUGUCACGGCAACUAAAAUAAAAACAAACAACAAAAAACGUGGUUAUUAACACCUUCCUCCUGUUGUACGUUUUGAGAUAUUUAAAAUAUGAUUAUCACUUGAAAUCAAGCCGUUCUUACCGAGGAUCCAUUCCUAAUUUGGAGUGAAGUGAAUAGAGAUUUUUCAUGUCAGGAUUUUCUCUUGGCUAAGAGGACAUGACUGUUCUUCCCCUGUUCCAUAGCUGCAAAGAACAGUACGGGGAACUUUGCUGCUGUACAACCUGCUGUGAUUUUGAAGCAGGGGCAUUGCUGUGUUCUUACUCUCAUUUUGUAUUUUCACUUGGUUUCUAUGUUGAUGCAACUUAUGUCCCCUUUCUGAUACUUCGUUUUAUAUGCAUAUACAGUAUAUUAUAAAUAUAAAUAUACAUAUAUAUAUAUAUAUAUACAUAUUUUUCUAUAUUUAUGUCUUUUACUAUCCUGGGAGUGGUGUGAUUAUGUAAUCAUUCUUUAAAGUCUAAUUAUGAUGCUGACCUUUUUUUCUGAAAGAAAAGAUGUAUUCACAUUUACAAUGAGAAAACUAUUCUCAUAACUUAAGCCUUCUUUGUGAGUAUUUAUAGCCCAUGAAUAGCUCUUCUCAGCACAAUUAAUAUUUGGGACUACGGACGGUGACUAUGGUUACAAAUAGGAUGCAGUUCAUUAUCUCUAACGUUUAAAAACAGAAACUAUAUUUCUGACUGCUGGUUCACACUGUCAGUGAAGAGCACAUAUGUCAUAUUUAACACCAUAACUUAUAAAUCCUUCAUAAUAUUGGAGUGAAACAACAGGCAAUACAGAUUAUAAUUGAAUUAAGUGAGAGGUUACAAGUCAAACUAUCUAUGCAAAGGAAUUCACAUAUUUUACAUUAAGUCUGGAUCAUUUGGAUGGAAAUUUAUACCAAACAUGUGCUCUUUAGCACAGAUAUCAAUUAUCUCAGAUAUAGAAAUCAAUUUCAACAAAAGGGCACUAGAGUGCAAACUUCCACCAGUCCCCUUAGGGAACCACAUUUAAAUAAACUAGAUGCAGAUUUUUAUGUGAAUCUGCACCAAAUUACACACACUCAUAAAUAUCGGUUCCCUCAACAUGUCAGAUCUUUUUUUUUCAUCAAGAUCCAUGAAUUAUUCUCUGAGAAAUUAUCAAAAAUGUUAAAGAAAAACCUGAAUCCGCCCCCUGAUCUGGAUCUACAAUUGAAUAUUUGCUUUCCUGACCCAUACUGGAUCCUCCCAUCAAGUUUCAUGGUCGUGCCUCCAGUAGUUUUUGCAGUAACACAGACACACAAACAUAAACGUAAACAUAAUGUCCUCAGCGGAGGAAAUAUUUCAAAAGAAAAGCACAAUAAAAUGGAGAAUAUUUAAUUAUUUGUGUUCCUAAAAUAGAGGGUUAACAUAUAUAAAAAACCUUUGUGGACUCUGUAUUGUAACACAGACGUCGUAUCCUAUUCUAAACAUAAUUGAUUUUGUCGACAGUUUUAAAUGAAAAUGACUUUACCUGAAAUUAAAAUUGCAAAGCUGCUAAAGUUGAAGGUCAUUGAGGAAUUUAAAGACACAUGUUUGUUUACACAACUCAUUUUUCAGCACAUUGCAAAAAAAUACUGCUCAAAGCAAUUUCUGAGAACAUUAAAAUGACCUCUUCAAAACCGAAUGCUGUUGAAUGAGGCAUAAUUUUCAGUCAUUACUGUAUUCGGAUCAUGUGAAUAAUCUUUUGGUAGCAGAGUGUAUAUAUAUAUAUAGAUAUAACUAUAUAUAUAUUUCUUUACUGUGCCAUGUGAGAAGACAAACCUCAGUUUUAAACAUCCAUCCAGAGUGACCCAGUUGAGGUCCACUCAUGCUCUGAAACACACAAUGCUGCAGUGUUAUUUUACCACAAGCAACAACACUUGCUAGACGCAAUAAUGUCACAUUAUACGAUAAAACAAUAAAUGCUGCAACUUCUUUUUUUUUUAAAAUCACUUUAGGGAGCAUUAUGCAGAUAUGAAUAUUUUAUGGGUGAAAAGAGGCACAAAACAUCACCUACCAUGGAUGUUUCCUAAAAGUGAUCCGAGCAGUUGAAGCUUGGAGCUGUAAUAGAACUGUUAAAGGUAUCAACUGUUAUUUUAUUUUAUUUUAUAUAUAUAUGAACCAGGACAAUGGCAAUUGUAUGUACACAAACGAGGUGGCUCAUCUUGACCAUAGGUGUUCAAGAUGAUGAGAUUAAAAUUUCUUCCUGCAAACCUUUCUUUGCUUAAAUAAGCUUUCACACACAAGCUUUGCCAGCCCUACAAGCUACAGUGUUUGACUUCGCCCGUGUAGAGAGUCAAGAUUUAUUACUGUAGAUUCAAGAGAUUUAUAUGUGCCUAUAAAUUCAGUCAGAAAAAAGAGCUCCAUGGUUGUAGGAAUGUUUGUGUAUGGAUUACAUGGUUGUGGGUGAAAUAAUGGAUACAAUUCAUUGAAUGUUAAUUCAACAGCAGCAGUUCCUAUGUUUAGUUUGUACUUAAAAGAUUUUUUUGUUUUGGUCUCAUGGCAACACACUGAGGCUCAAUGAGUGACUGUUAGAAGGAUCGUAACAAGGCAGCACGUCCAUGAGUAUGUUCCCUUCACAACUUGUCAUUAUUCUGCUCAUAUUUUUUUAUAUUUAUUUCAUUAAUUUGUGUAAUUAAAACAAAAAACACCUAAAUUAUUUUACAUUCAUUUAUUUACAUGUUUUCUCAAUGAACUACCCUCAUGUACAAAUGAAAUCUGUAUUUGUUCCUGCUCUGAUUUUAAGUAUGGUAAAUUAUUCCUAUAAAUAGAUCUGCUGUGUCUGUUUUUGUACCUUCAAAUAAAGCUUUUUUCCUCA